This is a messenger RNA of Candida albicans SC5314, 2472 nucleotides long. RefSeq names its product Gpr1p (gene GPR1). Gene Ontology annotation, cellular component: plasma membrane. Gene Ontology annotation, biological process: adenylate cyclase-activating G protein-coupled receptor signaling pathway. Lineage: Eukaryota; Fungi; Ascomycota; Pichiomycetes; Serinales; Debaryomycetaceae. The record is from RefSeq and is a predicted model, not a curated record. Gene Ontology annotation, molecular function: G protein-coupled receptor activity. The transcript has a single exon. The coding region runs from base 1 to 2472 and encodes 823 amino acids.
AUGCCGGACCUAAUAUCAAUAGCAACCCUGCCAACUAAAGCAUUCACGCCUGCUGCAACACCUACAACCAUACCGACAACUAUAGCAACAAUAGCUGCAUCUGUAUCUGCAGCCACAGCAACAGUGACAACCAUAAUUAAGGACAGCACCGAUGAUUCUACUACUACAGCAUCUAUACUUUCUGCAUUAUUCAACGACAUAAUACUACCCACAAUUUUCAAAAGAGAUUAUUCUACUAGAGACCAUAAGGCCAACCAACUAGGCCAGUUCACCGACCAUCAGGCACGAGUUCAACGAAUAGUAGCCAUAUCAUCAUCAUGUGGGUCCAUCGCCGCAGUUCUAAUAGCCAUGUAUUUUUUAUUUGCUAUAGACCCAAAACGAAUAGUUUUCCGUCAUCAAUUGAUUUUCUUUUUACUAUUUUUCGAUUUGUUAAAAGCAUGUAUUUUAUUAUUAUAUCCUACAAGAAUAUUGACUCAUUCAAGUGCAUACUAUAAUCAUAAUUUUUGUCAAGUGGUAGGGUUUUUCACGGCAACAGCAAUUGAAGGAGCUGAUAUUGCUAUUUUUGCAUUUGCUUUCCAUACUUAUUUAUUAAUUUUCAAACCGUCAUUCAACACAAAAGUGAAAAAUUCCAAUAGAGUAGAAGGUGGAUUAUAUAAAUUCCGGUAUUAUGUAUAUUCCUUGUCAUUUUUUGUCCCAUUGAUUGUUGCCAGUCUAGCAUUUAUUCAUAGUGAUGGGUAUGAUUCUUUGGUGUGUUGGUGCUAUUUGCCAAUGAGACCCGUUUGGUUGCGAUUAGUAUUGAGCUGGGUUCCUCGAUACUGUAUCGUUGUGGGGAUUUUUGUCAUUUAUGGAUUAAUCUACAUCCGAGUCAUUAGCGAAUUUAAAACUUUAGGUGGUGUGUUUAAAAAUGCUGCUGGUAAUGGCGGUGCAGGGAACCUUCAUCUCGCCAGCAACAGUAAUCCCACUUUUUUCUCAUCGUUGAAAUAUUUCUUUGUGUCAAUGAAAGAUCAAUGGUUUCCUAAUAUGUCCGAUGAUACCAUUGCUCCAAUUACCCUGAGACAUAGUCAUAGCCAUAAUGCAUCUGGUACAAUAGCUAGCCCCCACCGAAAUGUAAUUGGUGAAAUUGAUAACGAUGAUGGCGAUGAUGAUUCUGAAGAAUUGGCAGAAGCAUUGGAAGAUGAAUCAGUAGAUUAUCAAGACAUUGAACUCAACAAGCAAAGUAGUCGAAAUCUGUAUCGCCAUCACAAUUCCGAUAUUCAACAGGCCAAUUUAGAAAAUUUCCGAAGACGACAAAGAAUUAUUCAAAAGCAAAUGAAAUCGAUUUUCAUUUAUCCAUUUGCUUAUUGUCUUGUAUGGCUUUUCCCAUUUAUUUUACAAGCCACCCAAUUCAAUUAUGAAGAAGACCACCAUGCAGUGUAUUGGCUCAAUGUUUUAGGAGCUUUGAGUCAACCAUUGAAUGGGUUUGUGGAUACAUUGGUUUUCUUUUAUCGUGAAAGACCUUGGAGAAACACUGCCAUGAAGAAUUUUGAAAAGGAAAAUCGUCAACGAGUGGAUAAUAUCAUUGUCAAUAAUUUAGAACAACGGAAAUAUAGUGAAGGCGCCGAAUCGGCUCAAACAGUGGCCACUGCAAGUAAAAGAAUUGCCAAAAACUCCUUAAGUGCCAGUUCCGGUCUUGUUAACAUAAAUGCAUAUAAACCUUGGAGACAAUUUAUGAACAAGUAUCGCUUCCCAUUUUAUCAAUUACCUACCGACAAGAAUAUUGCCAAAUUCCAAGAUCGAUACAUUAAACGCAAGUUGAGAGAUUCAAGAAAACUAGAUAAACUUGUGCAAGAAGUUACACGUGAUCGACAGGAUUUAACUUUCCCGACUAACAUUGCUGAGAAAUAUGGUGACGGAAGUGGCAAUGGUAGUGGUAGUGGUAGUGGCGGUCAUCAUGGAGGUUCAACCAUAAGUAAUACUAAUGAUAGUAGUCCUAUGUCCAUGGGUGCAGGCAUCAAUUGGACAGAGCCAACUAAUGCUCAUGAUUUCUCCAACAUUUUGAAUACUGGUGGGAACUCUAAUGUUUCUUCAUGGGGCACCAAAGACGUUCCUGGGUUUAAACCCAAUUUUGGAAAAUUCACAUUUGGUAACAGAUCAUCAAAUUUAUUAUCAAGAAAGAGUAGUACGGUUAUUGGAUUACAUGGUACGGGAAGAAAUGUUAGACAACCUAGUAAUGACAGUUUUAAUGAUCCUGUUAGGUCAUUAGGUGGAAGAAGAAAUUCAAGUCUUGUUAUAGGCAACAACACUACAUUGAAUAAACCAUAUGAAAUUGUUAGUUCUCCAACUUCAAGUACAUUCACACCAAUUGAUAGAGUAAAAUCCAAUGAAGAUAUCGAUGAAUUACAUACUGUGGAUAAUGAUACCGAUAAAGCAGAUGAUAAUGAUGAUGGAGAAUUGGAUUUGAUGGAAUUUCUCAAAAAAGGACCCCCAAUGUAA